Messenger RNA from Salmo salar (Atlantic salmon), 2818 nucleotides. RefSeq names its product low density lipoprotein receptor-related protein associated protein 1. Gene Ontology annotation, biological process: negative regulation of very-low-density lipoprotein particle clearance; negative regulation of receptor internalization. Gene Ontology annotation, molecular function: low-density lipoprotein particle receptor binding; heparin binding; very-low-density lipoprotein particle receptor binding. Gene Ontology annotation, cellular component: cis-Golgi network; rough endoplasmic reticulum lumen; endoplasmic reticulum. NCBI's taxonomy places the organism in Eukaryota, Metazoa, Chordata, Actinopteri, Salmoniformes, Salmonidae. The record is from RefSeq and is a predicted model, not a curated record.
CACAAUGCAGUUCAUCCAGGACGCGUCCGCCUCUUCUAAACACAUGACUUGAAGUACUCGGGCUAGAAAGACUGACAGACGAACCGUAGCUCUGAAAUUGCGUUUUAUUUAAGAUUUCUUCCAUCUAAUUUCCGGUACGGUGCAAAAUGAAGUUCGGUUGUUUGUUCGCGGUGUUGUGUCUCGCAGUCGGGGCGAUUGCAGGAAAGUAUUCACGAGAAAUGAACGACCAGAAACCGUCCACGGACGGCAAGAACACGGUGGAAUUUAGGAUAGCUAAACUCAACCAGGUGUGGGAGAAAGCCAUCAGGAUGCAGUUACCCCCAGUGCGUCAGGCAGAGCUCCACAGUGAUCUGAAGAUCCAGGAGAAAGAUGAGCUACAGUGGAAGAAGACUAAGGCAGACGGGAUGGAUGAGAAUGGAGAGAGAGAGGCCAAGCUACGACGUGGCUUCAACGUGAUCCUGGCUAAGUAUGGGAUGGACGGGAAGAAGGACACCAGACCUCUAGAAUCUAACAACCUGAAGGACCAUGACAUCAGAGAAGGAGACAUGUUUGAUGACCCCAGACUGGACAAACUGUGGAAUAAGGCUAAGACUUCUGGUAAGUUUUCAGAGGAGGAAAUGCAGAGUCUGAAGAGGGAGUUUCAACACCACAAGGACAAGAUCAGCGAGUAUAACAUCGUCAUGGAUACCGUCAGCCGCACAGAGGAGAUCCAUAAGAAUGUGAUCUCUCCAUUAGAAGGGGAAGUUAAAGAACAUGUCCUGCAUCAGAAACACACCGACCUGAAGGACAAGAUGAGGGAUCUGAACCAGGGCUUCGAACGCCUGAGGAAACUCAGCCACGAGGGCUUCAGCGAGGACAGUGAGUUUAAGGAGCCCAGGGUGAUAGAGCUGUGGGAGAUGGCACAGAGAGCCAACCUGACUGGAGAUGAACUGGACUCCCUCAAGGAGGAACUGAAGCACUUUGAGACCAAGGUAGAGAAGCACAGCCACUACCAGGAGCAGUUGGAGUUAUCCCACCAGAAGCUGAGACAUGUUGAAGCUCUAGGAGACAACGACCACAUCCUGAGAAACCAGGAGAGAUACAAUAACCUGUCAGAGAAGACCAGAGAGAUGGGGUACAAGAUGAAGAAGCACAUGCAGGAUUUAACCAGUAAGAUCUCUCGUAAAGGACUGAACCGUAACGAACUGUAACAGACUCCUCAGACGUGGCUCUGGGGGUGACAACAGAAGGCUGGGUGUUUUCUACAUUCACACUGGUUUUCCUCAACAACAAAGGAAGUCUGCUUCAUGCUUUCUUGCCACAGUGCUUCAUAGUGUGGCGACGCUGGUGUCAUGACAACCCUACGAUGAACUGCUAAUCUGCCUGUCUACACACACACACACACACUCUCUCUCUUUUAACACACACACACACACAUAUUUUAACACACACACACACACACAACCUCCGUCCACAUUGCUCUUUUGUAGACCACUUUAAAGAAAUCAGUGUUUUUCCAUGUAAAUCUCAUUUGUGAUUAUGUUCCAUUUUAAUAAUGAUGAGCCUGCUUCUAUCUCAAACGGCACCCUAUUCCCUACAUAGUGCACUACUUUUGACCAAGGCCCUAUGGAAAUAGUGUACUGUGUAGGGAAUAGGGUGCCAUUUGGGAAGGAAUGUGUUUUUCAGUGCCCUGGGUGCUGCUACUGGGAAUGUGUAAAUAUGUGUAUAUGCCUAUUGUAGGUACAUCUGAUUAUGUCAGUGUACCAAAUGGUACCCUAUUCCCUACAUAGUGCACUACUUUUGACCAAAGGCCCUAUGAUUAUGUCAGUGUACCAAAUGGUACCCUAUUCCUUUUUGACCAGAACCUCAUAUGUUCUUAUUCAAACACUUAAUAAUGUCAGUUUUAUUAUGAAAGUAAGUGAGACAACCACAUAUUACCACCAUUAAAACCUUCUAGGGAAAAUAGCUGCUAACAGCAAGACUGCAUCACCAUAGUAACACAUGGUAUCAUUGGAUUUGACUACAUCACCAUAGUAACACACAAUAUCAAUGGUAUUUAAACAAUACUGGUAGCUUGAUAUCAGCAAAUCUAAAGAACUCCUCUGUGACCUUUUGGCCUCAUGGUGAAAUCCCUGAGCGGUUUCCAUCCUCCCUGGCAACUCGGUUAGGAAGGACGCCUGAAUCUUUGUAGUGACUGGGUGUAUUGAUAUUCAAUGUCUGCUUUUAGUUUUUAUUCAUCAACCAAUAGGUGCCCUUCUUGGCGAGGUUAUUGUUAAACCUCCCUGGUCUUUGUGGUUGAAAUUCACUGCUCGAUUUGAAGGACCUUACAAUUAUCUGUAUGUGUGGGGUUACAGUGAUGAGGCAGUCAUUCAACAAUCCUGUUGAACACUAUUCUUGCAGACAAAGUGAGUCCAUGUAACUGAUGUGAUUUAAGUACAUAUUUACUACUGCACUUAAUUAGGCUUGCCAUAACAAUGGGGUUGAAUUCUUGACUCAAGACAUUUCAGCUUUUCAUUUUUUUAAUUUAUUUGUAAAAAAUGUUUUUAUCUAAAAACAACUUUGACAUGAUGGUGUGUAGGCCAGUGGAACAAAUCUCAUUUAAAUUCAAGCUGUAACACAAGCCACUGUAUAAACCCAAUCAGAAUGUAAUUGAUUGGAGAGUUACUGAGAGAACGAGUCAUGAUUGUAAUCGAUGUUAACAGUCUUUCAACCAUGAAUACACAGUGUGUUAUUGGCCCAUGUGGGCGGGGCAUCCUGAAGAUGCAAAACACUGUAAUAACAAAAAUGAAUCAAAUGUAGAUUGAACAAAUUUCAAAAAGUAAUAAAACAUUUUCUCCCA